Molecule: messenger RNA, 1008 nt
Organism: Westerdykella ornata
Lineage: Eukaryota; Fungi; Ascomycota; Dothideomycetes; Pleosporales; Sporormiaceae
Exons: 1
Coding region: 1-1008 (335 amino acids)
Source: RefSeq, a predicted model, not a curated record
AUGGAAAAGGAACUCCCCUCCUAUAAUGUGUCGACAACAUCCAGAGCCGCCCAUCUUACCGCACCACCCCUCCUGCUUAAACACUGCGAGUACCUCAAAUCCCAAGAGUGCGCUAUCCUCAACAUGGCAUUUGGCAAUUCCAACCACGUCUCCAAGCCAGCCAGAAUCUCCUUCAGCAUAGGUGCCUUCGACCGACCUAAAAUACUUGUUCCGACAGCCGCCCUCCACGGCAUCACACCCGAUGUAUUGAGAAGAUAUCUGCGCUGGCUCACCAUCACAAAGCCCUUAGGUGCUUGCCAGGACGCAUCGGCGCCUUCUAGUCACCCGCUGGAGAACUUAUGUACCUGGUCCCAAUGCCGCCACCUUCUAGACUCUUACGUCUUGGGCGUGAGGAUCAGGGAUACGGAGUAUCAGCAAUAUAUUCUCCAGGAGCUUCACAAGUGGGUAUCACCGGAGCCGGAAGCGGACGUUGGGGGUUUGGAGCUAGUGAUGCUGAGCGAGGAUGUGGAUGGGGAAUUGAGGAAUUUCGUAGUAGAUCGAUCGGUUUGCGAUAAGGAUAGCGUCAGGAGUAUCUUGAAGCUCUUGUUAGCAAAGAAAGACCAGAGACAGCUAGACGAACAAAAGGCGAAGGGCAUUACCGUCAAGGUCUCCGGAGUUGAUAGGUCUAUGGCUCUGCCUCUGUCCAAGUUCUCGAACUUCCCCUACCUCCCGCCCCCCGGAAAUGAAUUCCCAAGAUUCGGAACCGGUCCCAUAGAUUGUUGUCAGAACAAGCCUUUACCACCGCUCCCACUCGAGGCAUCAAAUUCCAGUAGCUCACUUAUCCGUUGUUCCAAUGAGUUGUCGGAAAACCGUACUUUCCGAUCAGGCGGCUUCAGACAUAGCAUAGCAAGAUGCGAUGUCGGGCUGGUUCAUCGAGUGGGGCAAUCAAAAGCGUUUACCCGAUUGAAGAGACUCAGAAGUAUAUCGGUUGGUGUCCUGCCUUUGGUUCAGGAAAAUAUCCACGAAUGA